This is a messenger RNA of Williopsis jadinii, 378 nucleotides long. RefSeq lists its product as uncharacterized. The coding region runs from base 1 to 378 and encodes 125 amino acids. The transcript has a single exon. The record is from RefSeq and is a predicted model, not a curated record. Lineage: Eukaryota; Fungi; Ascomycota; Saccharomycetes; Phaffomycetales; Wickerhamomycetaceae.
AUGUCUUUACUUCUUGAGGUGCUGUUUCUAAUUGGUCCAGGGACUAAUAAGGAAAUCAUAGAUAUAAGAAAGCUUGUGUUUGGACUUAUCAACGAGGAUAUCAUUGCUUAUUUGAAAAAGAGUUUCCCACACCAGUUUGUGAAGUCCUGUUCUUCACCAAGUGAAUCAAUAGUACCAGCAACGCUUUCUGUGCUUGAGAGGAUCAUGAGAGACCAAAAUAUUGAGAAAGUGUAUUGUGUUUGGUGUCCUAAUUUACCAAAUCCUGGUGAGGAGUUAAGGAUAUCAUUGUGUGAUCUUCUGAGUUACAAACCAAGCUAUGCGAGUGUUAUCAACAAGUCUGCUUGUGUCUUCCGGUCCUUCCAAGGAGACGAGGAAUAA